AGGGGGAAAAUCCUGGAAUUCUGGGAAUUACCAAAGCGGGAAAAAUCCCUCUGGGAUCACAACCCGGCCCUGCCCCCUGUCCCAAUCCCCAGGGAAUUUGGGAAUCCCUGCAGGGAUUGGGAAUCCAGCCCUGCCCUGGGAAGUUCAUUCCAGUGCCUGACAGCCCUUUCCAGGUGGGAAUCGUUCCCGAUAUUCCCUCUCCUCAUGGCCCUCAUUCCCUGGGAAUUGGGGAUUGUGAGGGCUGGAAAAGCUCCCUCCUGAUCCCUCUUUUUCCCUGGGAUGAGCUUUCCCAUCUCCCCCUGCUCCAUUCCCACCUCCCCCCCCUCCCCCAAAUCCUCAUCCUUGCCCUCCCCGAAUCCUGGGAUGGGCUCAGAUCCCAGAUGGGCUCAGAUCCCGGGAUGGGCUCAGAUCCCGGGAAUUGCUCAGAUCCCAGAUGGGCUCAGAUUCCGGGCCGUGCUCCGAUCCCGGGAAUUGCUCAGAUCCCGGAAUGGGCUCAGAUCCCGGGAUGGGCUCAGAUCCCGGAAUGGGCUCAGAUCCCGGAAUGGGCUCAGAUCCUGGGGUGGUCUCAGAUCCUGGAAUGGUCUCAGAUCCUGGAUGGGCUCAGAUCCCGGGAAAGGCUCAGAUCCCGGAUGGUCUCUCUCAGAUCCCGGGAUGGGCUCAGAUCCCGGGAUGGGCUCAGAUCCUGGGAAUUGCUCAGAUCCCAGGAUGGUCUCAGAUCCCGGGAUGGGCUCAGAUCCCGGAUGGUCUCUCUCAGAUCCCGGGAAGGGCUCAGAUCCUGGGAUGGGCUCAGAUCCUGGAUGGGCUCAGAUCCCGGGAAGGGCUCAGAUCCCGGGAUGGGCUCAGAUCCCGGGAUGGGCUCAGAUCCUGGGAUGGUCUGAGAUCCCGGGAAGGGCUCAGAUCCCAGGGUGGUCUGAGAUCCUGGGAAGGGCUCAGAUCCUGGAUGGGCUCAGAUCCCGGGAAGGGCUCAGAUCCCGGGGUGGUCUGAGAUCCUGGGAAGGGCUCAGAUCCCAGGGUGGUCUCAGAUCCCGGGAAGGGCUCAGAUCCCGGGAUGGGCUCAGAUCCCGGGAAGUGCUCAGAUCCCGGGGUGGUCUCAGAUCCCGGGGUGGUCUCAAAUCCCGGGGUGGGCUCAGAUCCCGGGAUGGGCUCAGAUCCUGGGAUGGGCUCAGAUCCCGGGAUGGGCUCCAGAUCCCGGGGUGUCUCAGAUCCUGGAUGGGCUCAGAUCCCGGGAUGGGCUCAGAUCCCGGGAAGGGCUCAGAUCCCGGGAAGGGCUCAGAUCCCGGGAUGGGCUCAGAUCCCGGGCCGUGCUCCGAUCCCGGGCCGUGCUCCGAUCCCGGGGUGGUCUCAGAUCCCGGGAUGGUCUGAUAUCCCGGUCGGUGCUCCGAUCCCGGUCGGUGCUCCGAUCCCGGGGUGGUCUCAGAUCCCGGAUGGUCUGAUUUCCCGGGCCGUGCUCCGAUCCCGGUCCGUGCCCCGCUCCCGGUCGGUGCUCCGAUCCCGUUUUUCCCGGCC
Molecule: messenger RNA, 1506 nt
Organism: Myiozetetes cayanensis
Lineage: Eukaryota; Metazoa; Chordata; Aves; Passeriformes; Tyrannidae
Product: collagen alpha-2(VI) chain-like
Exons: 2
Coding region: 280-1362 (360 amino acids)
Source: RefSeq, a predicted model, not a curated record